AAUAUUCUCCAACGAUAAGACGAGGACAGGAGGCUCAUCGUGAGCGAUUGCCCAACGCGAACAGCUGUACUUAUCACAAUUUGCGUGUCGAUCGAGUUCGAAUCGCCUGUCAAUAGCGCUAACGCACGACGGAGGCGAGGAAGCGACAGACGUAAAUAUCGCAGUGGCUUGGAGACUCCGGUGGGAGACAGAGAGAGAGAGAGGCGGACCGAUUGCGUUUUUCAAUCGAGUCUCGCGGCGUAAUAUUUCUCGAAUUGAGCGGUCACCGUGCGGCCAACCGGGACUCGCCGAGGGAGUCUUCGCAGAUGACCGAAGGCAACAGGUCACCACAUUGACCAUUUGACUAGUGGCCCGCCUACUCGCGUUAUUCGUUUGUUUACGUUUCACACCGCACUGGCGGCCACGCCAGUGCACCUCAUCAACAUUCGGCCCCACGUCGUCAGGUAUCUCUGCGCGACGCUCGCGAUCUUGUCGCCCGUCGCGCUUGCCCGCGACAUGGCCACGUAUGGACGUUAUCGCGGCAGGGACAAUCAGGAGCUCGUGCAACAUCUACGACGAUCCAGGGUGAUUAAAUCUGACAAAGUAUUUGAAGUGAUGAAUUCUGUGGACAGAGGAAAAUACACUGAUCCCAGUCAUGCCUAUAUAGAUGCACCACAGGGGAUCGGUUACGGCGUAACCAUCAGCGCUCCCCACAUGCAUGCGUAUGCCCUGGAAUUGCUUGAAGAAAAACUGAUUAAUGGCACAAGGGCGCUGGACGUCGGUUCUGGAUCCGGGUAUCUGACGGCGUGCAUGGCUCUUAUGAUGAGGCCGCAAGGCUUGGCCAUUGGAAUCGAUCAUAUUCCAGAGCUUCGAGCGAUGGCUGAAGAGAACAUUCGACAUGAUCACCCAGAACUUUUGAGCGAUGGACGUGUGGAAUUGGUUGUCGGUGAUGGGAGAUUGGGAUAUCCCAAUCGCGCGCCAUACGAUGCUAUUCACGUUGGAGCAGCUGCCAAAGAAAUGCCGCAAUCGUUGAUAGAUCAAUUAGCACCUGGUGGACGCUUAAUAGUACCUAUGGGUCCUGAGAAUUCAGAUCAAACCUUAAUACAAAUCGACAAGACUCUGGACGGUAAAAUCAAGCAGCGAUCCUUGAUAGGCGUAGUGUUUGUUCCUCUCACUGACAAGGAGCGACAGUAUCGUCGAUCAUGAGGCACGUGCCAGCUCCAAUAAGUGAGCGCCAUUUUAUUUAUUUUCGUAAUUACGUGUAUUAAUUUAUUAUUUUAACAUUUUAUGCGAAAUUACAGCUGUAUUCACAUAAAAAUACAACCGUGCAUAUAAAAUCAGUUGGAAAUCUAUGCUAGUGAUCAAUAUUACCAUCACUAGCUUUCUAUACGAGAUCAAUUAAAUUGUACACGGUCUAUGUACACUGCACUGACUCAUCUUUACAUAGUAAAUGUUUUAUUACAGGUCAAAAUUUAAGUAUAUAGAAUACUUAUUUUUAAUGAUUCUUUUAUCACAUUUUGUUUCACAAAAAGAUCAACUAUUGCUAAUUUCUACUUGCAAAGGACUUAGUUUUAUAUCUAAACACGUAACACAAAAUAAAUUGACAAUGUUUUCCAGCUUGUAAACUAUAUGAAUGUAUACUACAUUUGAAAAGAAAAAUAAAUUUAGAUUAAUGCCUG
Molecule: messenger RNA, 1658 nt
Organism: Solenopsis invicta (red fire ant)
Lineage: Eukaryota; Metazoa; Arthropoda; Insecta; Hymenoptera; Formicidae
Product: protein-L-isoaspartate(D-aspartate) O-methyltransferase
Exons: 5
Coding region: 496-1185 (229 amino acids)
Biological process (GO): protein modification process
Cellular component (GO): cytoplasm
Molecular function (GO): protein-L-isoaspartate (D-aspartate) O-methyltransferase activity
Source: RefSeq, a predicted model, not a curated record